AACGUUAACUUUUUUGGUUUUAUAUCAUUUUUAGUAUCAAAAAAGAAAGUUAUGGCUAAAUCUACAAAACAACAACAACCUUCUGAUUCUAAAAUGGUUAGUUCUGAACUAUUUAUUUUGACAUAUGGAGCAUUAGUCAACGAUUUGAUAAGUGAUUUGGAAUCCCCCGAGGAAGUUAAUCGUCAAUUGGACAAAAUUGGUUAUAAUAUGGGUCUUCGACUUGCAGACGAUUUUCUUUCUAAAAAUCCUCGUAUUGGUAGAUGUUCAGAUUUUCGUCAAGUCAUGGAGCUUAUAUCAAAAAAUGGAUUAAAAACAUAUUUAGGUGUUAUAGCCCAAAGCAAUCAAAUUGGAAAUGUUGGUGAUGAAUUUUCUUUAAUUAUUGACCAAAACCCAUUGACUGAAUUUGUUGAGAAACCUGUGGAAUUUAAAGAUUUGUGUUAUUCUCAGGUUAUUUGUGGAUGUAUAAGAGGAGCAUUGGAAGCAAUGCAUAUGGAAGUGCAGGUUACUCUUGUUGCUGAUCUUCCUGAUCCAACUGAAUUAAGAAUUAAAUUCCAUAGAAUUUUGCAUGAAUCAAUCCCUGCUGGAGAUGAAUUAUAA
Molecule: messenger RNA, 597 nt
Organism: Meloidogyne enterolobii
Lineage: Eukaryota; Metazoa; Nematoda; Chromadorea; Rhabditida; Meloidogynidae
Source: the annotation of a GenBank genome assembly